Mycetomoellerius zeteki is the source of this 877-nucleotide messenger RNA. Its product is annotated as probable U3 small nucleolar RNA-associated protein 11. Gene Ontology annotation, biological process: rRNA processing. The transcript has 2 exons. The coding region runs from base 107 to 865 and encodes 252 amino acids. Gene Ontology annotation, cellular component: small-subunit processome; nucleolus. Lineage: Eukaryota; Metazoa; Arthropoda; Insecta; Hymenoptera; Formicidae. The record is from RefSeq and is a predicted model, not a curated record.
GCCUUACACGUGCUACUAAAUGUGAGGUUAUGUGACAUAGAUCAGCUCUUGUUACUAUUGAUGAAACAAUUUUCUUCGUGAAUACAAAAAAGAAAGCAACGUUAAAAUGUCUUCGUGGAAGAAAGCUGCAAAGAUGAGCCAGAAGACCCACCGGGAACGUCAUCAACCGGAGGCUCGCAAACACCUGGGAUUAUUGGAGAAAAAGAAAGACUACAUUGCCAGAGCUAGGGACUUCCAGGAAAAGCGAGCGACGAUCAAACUCCUAAGAAAGCGUGCGAUAAAUAAGAAUCCGGAUGAGUUUCAUUUUCAUAUGAUUAAUUCCAAAGUGGUGAAUGGCGUUCAUCGAGAGAAGGAUAAGGAAGAUCAGCACACGCCUGAACAAAUCAAGCUAAUGGAGACACAGGAUCUCAGAUAUGUAGCAUACAAGAGGAACAUUGAGGCAAAGAAGAUAGACAAGUUGCAGAGUCAGUUACAUAUGAUUGAUGCAGCCAACGAAACACAGAAUCAGCAUAUCUUCUUCUUGGACGACGAUGAGAUGAAGAAUUUUGACCUCGCCAAGAAAUUUGAUACACAUCCAGCGCUUCUGUCCAGGCGCACAAAUCGGCCUACUUUAAGUGCAAUCAAAAAUAUGAAACUACCGGAAUUGGAUAACAAAACUAUUGCUAAGCUCGAGCAAAAGAAACACAUGGCUUACAAAGAACUCGAAAAGAGGAUCGAUAGGGAACGUGAACUGACGGUCGUGCAGCAGAAGCUUGAGGUACGCAGAGCGCUGAAAGAUAAGAAAAUCAGGAAACCGAAACUAGUGAAAUCUGGCUCGAAGGAUGCCGCUCCUAUUUAUAGGUGGAAGUUUGAGAGAAAACGAUAACUUAUUUGUGUA